AUGACUGCUGUAUCUGCAUAUGCGCCUCUCGUGGCGCUUAACGAAAAACAGCACACCAUUUCCUAUCAAGAGAUCUACCCGGAACAACGCUUGGAUCCUAUGGUCACCAACCCUGGCGUACAAGGAACAAUCGUACCGCAGCUAGAACGGUCCACUCAGCGUGCGUUGCUGCUAAAGGCUGCGCGUGAACAGUACAUCUUGGUUACUGAUCAUGCCAUCCCAUCAAUAUCGAACAAGGACGAGAUACUCGUCAAGAUCGUGGCGAUUGGUUUGAACCCCAUCGACUGGAAGGGCCCGGCCUUCAAUUUCGGCAUUCCCAGUCUACCUUGGGUAAAUGGUCGUGACCUAGCAGGUAUCGUCGUCAAAGCCGACAAAUCAUCUCGAGUCCAAGAGGGCGACAUAGUCCUCGUCCCAUCUACCGACUAUCGGGAUAUUCGAAAAGCCGCCUUUCAGGAAUAUGCUAUCGCGACUCACUUCAAUGCAGCACGAAUUCCACCCAGCCAAAGCAUCCAUGCGUCUGCCUCGUUAGGUGUUGCUUUCGUAGCAUCCGCCCUGGCCUUGGGUGUCUCCUUAGGACUAGACUUCUCCCUGACGUCAGCGUGUCCCGGACCAGACCUCACCAACGUGGUACGCCAACUGGAAGCUGAUGCUAUUCCUGCCGAUAUUAGAGAAGAGUGUUAUUCCGGUCUCUCGAAGACUGAGCGCGUUAAGCCCGGCGAUUGGAUCGCUAUAUGGGGAGCAUCUACCACGACUGGUUACAUCGCAUUACAACUUGCUAAACUGGCGGGAUUAAAGGUCAUCUGUGUGGCAGAUAUUGCUCGCCAUGGGGCGAAACUCGUCGAUCUCGGGGCUGAUGUCAUGGUGGACAGACAUGACACUCAGCGUGCCGUUGACAUUAUCAAAGGAGUGACAAGAGGAAAGCUCCGAUACGCUAUCGACAUCGUUGGCAAGGACACAGCAACACUACUUCAGAAUACCCUCGAAGACGUUGUCCGCGAAGAUGGUUCUCACGCCCAUCUCCUCGGUCUGACUGGCCUUCCUAAGGAGCGGAGCUCGAAUAUUGUUUACCAUACAGUUCCGAUUAAGCUGUUCCACACAUCACCCGAGGUAGGAGAACGGAUGGUCUCGUGGCUAGAAGACUUAUUAGACUCGGGUGCUCUUCAAACACCAGAAAUUAUUCGCACGGAAGGCGGAUUGGGGAAUGUGAACGCCUCCUUAGAGCUUCUUCGACAGGGCACAGCAUCAGGAAAGCGUGUUGUCGUUGAUCUUGCCGGAUAG
Molecule: messenger RNA, 1278 nt
Organism: Aspergillus alliaceus
Lineage: Eukaryota; Fungi; Ascomycota; Eurotiomycetes; Eurotiales; Aspergillaceae
Product: zinc-binding alcohol dehydrogenase family protein
Exons: 4
Coding region: 1-1278 (425 amino acids)
Molecular function (GO): oxidoreductase activity, acting on NAD(P)H
Source: RefSeq, a predicted model, not a curated record